This is a messenger RNA of Anguilla rostrata (American eel), 2546 nucleotides long. It is a transcript of the gene smg9, whose product is annotated as SMG9 nonsense mediated mRNA decay factor. Gene Ontology annotation, biological process: nuclear-transcribed mRNA catabolic process, nonsense-mediated decay. Lineage: Eukaryota; Metazoa; Chordata; Actinopteri; Anguilliformes; Anguillidae. The transcript has 14 exons. The record is from RefSeq and is a predicted model, not a curated record. Bases 189 to 1730 code for a protein of 513 amino acids.
CCAGGUUAGAUACAAGUCAAUGAAUCCGCGCGGUUUGUGCACGUUGACGUUCUCGAACGUCUCCACUGUUCAGGUGUCGCGUAGGAACGUCUCUACUGUUCAGGUGUCGGUAGCUGCCUUCACUAGCAAUUUGAAGAUUUUGAAGGCUUGCUCGUACUGUAUGUGAAACAAACACGUUUUAAAGCAAAAUGUCUGAGUCGGGGCAUAGCCAGCCUGGAAUGUACGGACAGGGGCGGAGGAGAAGACGACGCCGAGACCGGGAGCCUGGUCUGCCCGGACAGAAUUUAUCCGGUCCUGGUCGUGAGCGUGAAUAUAACGCCCCUCGAGAGCACGGCACGUAUUGCCAUAAGUCAACAGAUGGCAGUGAAGAACCACCCGGCCCUGUCCUUCAAAAGACCCCUAUCAUACUGGCAAAACCCCCUGGAGAGAGGACUAAGCCAAUUCAGAGUGCCCCCGUAAGUACGGCCCUGGAAAAGCCUAUCAUGCUCAUUAAAACCAGGGAGGAAGGAGGGAAACCAGGGACCCCCCCUGAUGUAGCCCUUCCAGCCCCUGGCCCAGGAGCCGCUAAGUUAGAGAGGGAGGGGCAGCGCCCCACCCAGCCAGUGUACCAGAUCCAGAACAGGGGAAUGGGCUCGACUGCAUCCAGCGGCUCCAUGGACCCUGUGAUUGGCCAGACAAAACUCCUCCCACCUGAGAAAAUGAAGCACAGCAUUAAGCUGGUGGAUGACCAGAUGAAUUGGUGUGACAGCGCUAUGGAGUACCUGCGGGACCAGACAGACAUGCUGGUCGUGGGAGUUAUUGGCUUGCAGGGAACGGGCAAGUCCACCAUCAUGUCACUGCUGUCAGCAAACACACCAGAAGAGGACCAGAGGGCCUAUGUGUUCAGGGCACAGAGCCAAGAGAUCAAGGAGCGAGGAGGCAACCAGAGCAGUGGAAUUGACUUCUACAUCACCCAGGAGAGGGUCAUCUUUUUGGACACACAGCCCAUCUUGAGUCCCUCCAUUUUGGAUCAUCUCAUCAAUAACGACCGGAAACUUCCACCCGAGUACAAUCUCCCCCAUACUUAUGUUGAAAUGCAGUCCCUGCAAAUGGCCGCCUUUCUCUUCACCGUGUGCCAUGUGGUGAUUGUGGUUCAGGAUUGGUUCACUGACAUCAACCUCUACAGGUUCCUCCAGACUGCGGAGAUGCUGAAGCCGUCCACCCCGUCUGCCAGCCACGACAGCGCCGGUUCCUCGGGCUCUGAAGAGGGGUCUGAGUACUACCCUCAUAUCGUGUUCCUGCAGAACAAAGCCAAGCGGGAUGAUUUCUGUCCACGGAACCUGAAGAAGAUGCACAUGACCAUGGACAAGCUGAUGGCCCACUCUCACCUUAAAUACAAAGGCACACUGUCCAUGCUGGACUGUAACAUCUUCCCUGGCCUGGGGCGGGACUACCUGGAGACCGAGGUCAACCUGUUCCUGCUGCCACAGCUUGAGAACGAGGGGGAGGACGCUUUGACCAGGGGAGGGCCUGGCUCCACCCCCCUGUUUUCCCUGCUCCCUGGUUACCGGGGACACCCCAGCUUCUCCUCGCUGGCUACCAAGCUGCGCAGCCAGGUCCUGGCCAUGUCUCGCUGCCAGCUCUCCCACACCAUCCUCACUGAGAAGAACUGGUUCCACUACGCUGCUCGGAUCUGGGACGGGGUGAAGAAGUCCUCGGCGCUCUCCGAGUACAGCCGGCUGCUUUCCUAGCGUCCACACAAGCCCCUGCGAUGGCUGCGCCUUACAGUGGAUCGCCGUGGAAACGGGACACCCUGAGCUGCUGGAGGGGACCAGAGACACGUUCGGCUCCGGGGGCAAUGGAGCAAUCCACGUUCCUGAAAUAACCACGGUUUCACCAGAUACAAGCUCUCCUGGAUCUGCUGAAGACCGGAUGUGACGACGUGCCAAGUUCUCACCUGGAGCAUUUUGUGGGACUGCUCCUGUAGCACGUGCCUCAUUUCGGAAGAGGGAACCAGAUGUAGGCUUGUUUCCCACAAGCCAUAGUCACUCAUGUUUUUAGAAAGCGAGCAUUGACAGAAGUGAAACAUCCAAUUUAACAACAAAAAGGUCAAACUCAACGUAGUGCCAUCAGUUCAUAAAGAGUGAAUGCAUAUACUGUGUUUGUGAUUUAUUCUGGAAAAAAAUAUGUAGACCUGCAGACAUACAGCAUUAAAACAUGUAUGUACAGAUUAUAUUGGCUACAGAAUGGUGAACUUCACUGUGCCUUACAUGUGACAUAAAUUAGCUUAAUUUUAAAUAUAAAAUACCCACUCCAACCAUGUAUGUGCUAUACCAGUCCCAAACAGAACAGAACAUGGAUUGUUUCCCUGAAAUGUAGAUGAUUGUCCUUCUAUAAAAUAAGUCAAACCAGCUAUGUAUUUGUCCAUGGUGUGAAUACAUUUUCUGUAUAGACCUGUUGACACAUCCACAUAAAAAUUGAAAAAAGUACUAUAUAUUCCUAAAGAAUAUACAAAGUUUAAUUCCCAUGAAAACGUCCUCAUGAACUUGUAAUGUUUGGCUCUUUCU